Messenger RNA from Cuscuta campestris, 2696 nucleotides. NCBI's taxonomy places the organism in Eukaryota, Viridiplantae, Streptophyta, Magnoliopsida, Solanales, Convolvulaceae. The record is from the annotation of a GenBank genome assembly.
AGAAAAAGGUGCUUGCCUAUCUUCUGCUUCCCAGGGAGGAUUCUUAUCAGAAUCUUCGCAGGGGUUUUGCCCAAAAACCCUAACAAUGGCUCAAUCCUCCAGGUCAUCUGCUACGCGGCUACUCUACUCAGUCUGUUCAUCCGCCAAAACAGCUCCCUUGAAUUCCCAAUGCCCGGCAGCAACCCCGAUUGCAGCUUUUCUUGGCGGCAACUUCCAGCUCAGCCGCCAUUUCUCAGCCGGCAGCGCUGCCGCCACGCGACUUAAGGAAGAAAAGGAGGCCUUGUGGAGAGAUUCACUGGAAAGGGUUCGGAAUAUUGGAAUUUCGGCCCAUAUUGACUCCGGGAAGACCACGCUGACGGAGCGGGUGCUUUUUUACACCGGUCGUAUCCAUGAGAUUCAUGAGGUCAGAGGCAAAGAUGGGGUUGGAGCUAAGAUGGAUUCCAUGGAUUUGGAAAGGGAAAAAGGGAUUACAAUUCAAUCUGCGGCCACUUACUGUUCUUGGGAUGGUUACCAGGUGAACAUAAUUGACACUCCUGGUCAUGUUGAUUUCACUAUUGAAGUUGAGAGGGCUUUGCGUGUUCUUGAUGGUGCAAUUCUUGUACUAUGUAGUGUUGGUGGUGUGCAGAGUCAAUCAAUAACUGUUGACAGGCAAAUGAGAAGAUAUGAGGUUCCAAGACUUGCUUUUAUCAAUAAACUUGAUCGAAUGGGGGCAGACCCAUGGAAAGUUCUAAAUCAGGCAAGGUCCAAGCUUCGGCACCAUGCGGCUGCAGUGCAAGUUCCAAUUGGUUUAGAAGAUGACUUCAAUGGUCUUAUUGACCUUGUGCGUAUGAAAGCUUACUACUUCCAUGGUCCCAGUGGCGAGGAAGUUCUCACAGAAGAUAUUCCUGCCGAUAUGCAAGCAUUUGCUGCUGACAAGAGGCGUGAACUUGUUGAAGUUGUAUCUGAGGUUGAUGAAAAACUUGCAGAGUCAUUUUUGAGUGAUGAGCCAAUAUCAAAUAAUGACCUACAGGAGGCAAUCCGAAGAGCAACUGUAGCUCGCGAUUUCGUUCCUGUAUUUAUGGGUAGUGCAUUCAAGAAUAAGGGUGUUCAACCUCUUUUGGAUGGUGUUAUUAAUUAUCUCCCUUGCCCGGUUGAUGUCGACAACUUUGCACUUGAUCAAAACAAUAAUGAAGAGAAGGUUAUGUUAACAGGAAGUCCAGCUGGCCCUCUUGUUGCCCUGGCUUUUAAAUUGGAAGAAGGGCGAUUUGGUCAGUUAACAUAUUUAAGAAUUUAUGAAGGUGUGAUUAGGAAGGGUGAUUUCAUGAUCAAUGUGAAUACUGGAAAGAAGAUCAAGGUACCUCGAUUGGUACGGAUGCAUUCUAAUGAGAUGGAGGACAUUCAAGAGGCACAUGCUGGACAAAUAGUUGCCGUAUUUGGUGUAGAUUGUGCAACAGGGGAUACUUUCACAGACGGAUCCGUUAGAUAUACCAUGACUUCUAUGAAUGUACCCGAACCAGUGAUGUCGUUAGCAGUUUCACCUGUCUCUAAAGAUUCUGGAGGACAAUUUUCAAAAGCUCUUAAUCGCUUUCAGAAAGAGGACCCAACUUUCCGAGUAGGUUUAGAUCCCGAGAGUGGCCAGACAAUUAUUUCUGGAAUGGGUGAGCUGCAUUUGGAUAUAUAUGUUGAGCGUAUUCGAAGAGAAUACAAGGUUGAAGCGACAGUUGGAAAACCCCGAGUGAACUUUAGAGAGACUAUCACUCAACGUGCUGAGUUUGAUUAUUUGCACAAGAAACAAAGUGGGGGACAGGGGCAAUACGGUAGGGUAACUGGGUAUGUGGAGCCACUUGAACCCGGAUGCUCUUCCAAAUUUGAGUUUGAUAAUAUCAUAGUAGGACAAGCUAUACCCUCAAACUUUGUCCCAGCAAUUGAGAAGGGCUUUAAGGAAGCUGCUAACUCGGGUUCGCUGAUUGGUCACCCGGUCGAGAAUAUUCGCAUAGUUUUGACAGAUGGUGCUUCCCAUGCCGUUGAUUCGAGUGAACUUGCCUUUAAACUUGCAGCAAUUUAUGCCUUCAGACAGUGUUAUUCAGCAGCACGGCCUGUUAUACUGGAACCUGUGAUGCUCGUUGAAAUAAAAGUACCAUCAGAGUUUCAAGGCUCUGUCACUGGUGAUAUUAACAAGAGGAAAGGUGUCAUUGUUGGCAAUGAUCAGGAAGGAGACGAUUCCGUAAUUACUGCUCAUGUUCCUCUCAAUAAUAUGUUCGGUUACUCUACUUCUCUUCGGUCAAUGACACAGGGGAAAGGGGAGUUCACGAUGGAGUACAAAGAACAUGCAUCGGUAUCUCACGACGUCCAAACACAACUGGUUAACAAGUACAAGGCGACCAAGGAAACAUCUGAAUAGGUCUUUCUUUGUUUGAUAAAUAAAAAAAUCAAUCAUAUUUUAUGUUGCUGUAGCAAAACCUGUGGGUGUUGUUUUCUGGUAGACCAAAAUGUGGUCAAUGAGUUUUGAUAAACACGACCCCAACAUUUAGGUGUAAUGAGAUCAUAUGAAUAAACCGUUCUUUAAAGUUUUUUCAGUCCAUAGAAAAAAGAUGUAUGCAAACAAUGAGACACAUCACAAAAUUGAAUGUAGAUGAAAUUCUUUGAAUAUUCUUGGAGCUUUUAUGAGAUUUUAUCUUCUUAUCUAAAGUAUAAUUUAUUAAAGAAUCCAACGUUUG